Molecule: messenger RNA, 4280 nt
Organism: Mus caroli (Ryukyu mouse)
Lineage: Eukaryota; Metazoa; Chordata; Mammalia; Rodentia; Muridae
Gene: Tlcd5
Product: TLC domain containing 5
Cellular component (GO): membrane
Source: RefSeq, a predicted model, not a curated record
CUCAGCCCCUGUCUACCUUGCUUUUUUGAGAUAGAGUUUCUCAACAGGAACUCAUCCGUCUCUAUCUCCCCAGCACUGGGGUUUCUAGCAUGCACUGCUGGGCUUGGCUUUUUAACACGGAUUUGGAGCUGGAACUCUGGUUCUCAAGUUUCCCAACUGAGCUUUCUUCACUCCCCUGUGCCUGUGCGUGUGCGUGUGCGUGUGUGUGUGUGUGUGUGUGUGAGAGAGAGAGAGAGAGAGAGAGAGAGAGAGAGAGAGAGAGAGAUCGUGGGGAUUGGACCUAAGGUGUCACAUGUGAAAGGCAGGUGCUCUACCACUGAGCUGUACCCCAAGACCUUUCUCAUUCAUUCUGUAAGAAGCCCAGGCUGGUGGUCUUGAACCUGCUAUGUGGGCUACACUGACUUUAAAUUUUACAUCCUCUCAACUCAGCCUCCUGAGUAGCUGGGAUUAUAGGCACAUACCACUAUGCCUGGCUAGCAAUGGGACACGUGAAGUGUGACCACAUUACCAGAUACAUGGGCUUCAUAGACUGUGUAUCACUGUCUGAAGUAGGUGAUCUCUGAAAGGUUAUUAUUGAUAGAUAUUUGGUCAUCCUUAGUUGAGUAUAGAGUUCCCUUAAAGAUUCAGAAGAGAGUUGCUGGUUUCCAGGUCACAGCUUUCAUCAGGUGCCAACAUCGAAUCUCUACUGGGCUUGGAGUUAUAAAUGAAGUAGCCACACUUACAUAGAAAAGUCUUGGGUUCGAAUGUAGUGAAGUGUUUCAGUAGCCUGUCUUCAUAUUGUUUUAUAGUAGCAACUGGGGCAUGUGCACAAAAUGAGCCGCUUCUGGUUUCUUGGGGUACAUUCUUUGUUCUCUUGGUUUUGUUCUCUCUGUCAUAGGAUGGCAGUAGGUCUGUGUGUGCAGGUGCUGUGCAGCCUGGGUGGCUGGCUCUCACUCUAUACAUCUUUCUGCUGCCUGAACAAGCACCGAAGCUGUGAGUGGAGCUGUCGGCUGGUGACCUUCACCCACGGAGUCCUCUCCAUAGGUCUGUCUGCUUAUAUAGGCUUCAUCGAUGGCCCUUGGCCUUUUACCCACCCAGGCUCACCGAACACACCUCUCCAAGUUCAUGUUCUGUGUCUUACCUUGGGCUACUUCAUCUUCGACUUGGGCUGGUGCAUCUAUUUCCAGUCCGAGGGUCCCCUGAUGCUGGCUCAUCACACACUGAGCAUCCUGGGGAUCAUCAUGGCCCUAGCACUUGGGGAGUCAGGCACAGAAGUCAAUGCUGUACUCUUUGGAAGUGAGAUCACCAACCCGCUGCUCCAGAUGCGAUGGUUUCUCCGGGAAACUGGCCACUACCACAGUUUCACGGGGGAUGUGGUGGACUUCCUCUUUGUGGCUCUGUUCACUGGUGUGAGGAUUGGUGUGGGCGCUCAUCUCCUUUUCUGCGAAAUGGUCUCACCCACCCCCAAGUGGUUUGUGAAGGUUGGGGGUGUGGCAAUGUAUGCUGUGUCUUGGUGCUUCAUGGUUAGCAUCUGGCGCUUUGCGUGGAAGAAAAGCAUCAAGAAGUACCAUGCGUGGAGAAGCAGACGGAAUGAGGAGCGGCAGCUAAGACACAAUGGGCAUCUCAAGACACACUAGUCAAGGCUUGUUCCCAGUCAGUGGAUUGGAUUGAAUUGGUCAUAGGACCAGGGUCAGAAACAGAGCUGAGCUUAUAGGGCUUAGAAAGCGAGCACUUAGGUUUCAAAAAAGGGCUAAAGGUAUGGUUAUGACUUCAGUCAGUUUCCAGGCUAAGCAUAUGCAGUCUUGAAACACCUUCUCCUGUAGUGGCACUUGUACACCCUCAGUGAUGAUUGACAAGUGGGCAGAACUGUUUAGUGAUGACCACUGUCACUUGUUUUUUGGGUCCCCAUGUUCAUUGGAGACCUUGAUAUUCAGACAGCUCUGAAAAGAACUUGAGUCAAAUCAGUGCUGUUUCUUGUUCUUUUGGAAAUAACUCCUUCCCCACACUUACUCCUGAUUUCCACGAGACAUUUUAAGUAUGUUCAUCUCAUGUAAAGGGAGGGACUCUCAGGAAGGGGCAUGGGUCAGGCAUUCAAGUAUCUGUGAAUGGGAGCUGUUAUGCCAAGAGGGACAGAGAGGAGGGAGUGAAGCUAGCAAUGGCAGGAACUUCUCACUGCGUCUCCCUUCACUGACUGUGUCAGAGGUUACCAAGGACACCCUUGGCUUCCAUGAUUCAUCAAGAAGACUCGGGGCUUUCAUCUGCAAUGAUGAAAGGAUACGGAGAAGACUCAGCAAAGGGAAAAGAACCUUUGUCAAAGCUCAUGGGAUCUAAGCACUCGCUUCUAGUCUCUUGCUUGGAUAUACAGGAGUGAUUCACAACAACACACAUGAAAGUCAUCAAACACUUGGUGUCCCAAACUUUGAUGGCAGUAGGUCAUGUGCUUCUAAGUAGCAUGAGGCAACAUUCAAGAUUCCCCAAAGCGGUCAUUUGGCAUAAGCCAUAGUGUUUCAGAAACUGUUUAGGAACAGUGAGGCAAUCUUAACAGUUUCUGAUGGGAGCCCUCACCAACGUUACAAGCAGGCCUUUGCAAGGAUAGCAGCUCAGGGUUCCUGUGUUAACUCUGUGUGCACAGAAACUGUAGAGCUAGUGCUUCAGAUGCAAGAUGAGUGAGAUGUGGGUAGAUUUAGAUUUACUUGGUCCAGUUGUACGGGUUCUGCCCGACCAGGAAGAGUAUGCCAGUUCUCAGGGCUUUUGUGAAUUAAUCUGCUAGGCAUGAGAGGCCAUGGCUAAAUUCCACGGGGAUUUACCAUGUGGAUUCCACUGUACUUGAGAUGGAGUUCAGGUUUCAGCUCCUGGUACAUACUGCAAACUAGAACCAAAGAUUUUAAUGUAUGUGAUAGCCUCAGGUUCCUUCCUUCCUUCCUUCCUUCCUUCCUUCCUUCCUUCCUUCCUUCCUUCCUUCCUCCCUCCCUCCCUUCCUCCCUUCUUCCCUUCCUUCCUUCUUCCUCUACCUCCCUCUUUUCUUUCUUUUUCUUUGUUUUAGGUCCUCCCUCCCUUUUAAAUCACCUUUUCCCUUCUCCUGAGACACCGUCUUGCUUGUAUAGUUCAGGCUGGCCUUGAACUCUAUUCUUCCAGUUAAGCUUCCUCAGGGCUAGGAUUACAAUCCUGUGCCACCAUGCCUGGCUCCAAUGUAGGGCUUUAAUGGGGAAAAAAAAAGUAUUAUCUGUUUGUGUAUUUGUUAUCGUUCCUAUAUUAUUUAGAUCAAUGGUGACUGGUUAAUUCAGGUACAGGAGAUGGUGCUACUGAAGAAGCAAGGUCAGAGAGAAAUGUCAACCCAUUCUAUAGUCACUGGGGACACUAACCCAGUGAGCAGUAUUACCUACAAAAACCAGUCACAAGGGAAGUUGAAAACAUAGACAUUCUUGCAAAUGGAAAGGUCCUUUAACAGUAGCUAGAGAGGUAUCUUUUAGCUGUUGGGCUUUCAUUUUUGUUUUCUGGAUAGAUAACACCAUGCUUCCUUUUCUCUGAUUUGUGUCAUAGAUAUGUUGGUGUGUUCCUUUGAGAAGUCUUUUUUUUUUUUUUUUCCAGAGCUGAGGACCGAACCCAAGCAAAGCACUCUACCACUGAGCUAAAUUCCCAAUCCCUGGUGGUGGUGGUGUGUUCCUUUCCAUCAAAACUGUGGGCAGAACUGGAAACUGGGGAAUGCUGACUUCAGCAAAAACAGAGUCAAUAAGAGUGGCUUGGCACACAGGGAUAAAGAAAAAAACAAAACAAAACUGGCUUUUGUAUUUUGGCCCCGUGUAACCUGCUCCAGACCAGACAAGGGAGCAGGCUUAAUCUAAUUCAUGCUGGUUCCUUUCUCCCUCCCUCCUCAGAAGGAAAGGACUGUAGAUCUUUCUGUUUGAGGCAAACUCAAGCAAAUGCCUGAAGGUUUUUAUUUAUUUAUUUUUUGAUAACAAGGCACCUGAACGAGUAAGUGGGGAGGAAUUCCUCAUUUCAGCUCUUCUUGAUGGUCUAACUAGUAACUAUGAGGAAAUUCAGAGAUUAAAAACCUCGUGAAGAUGACUCAGCAGUUAAGAGGUUGCCUGUUUUUACAACCCAGGUAAAUGAAGGGCAGACUAGUGUGCGAUGUGUCCCCAGACACAAAAGGGGACACUUAUUUGCAUUUGAAUUACUGUGUAAUCAUCCCUGAUAUUGCUCAAGAAGGAUUUAUAUUUCAAUACGAUUUGUACUAACUUUUAUAAAAAUAAAAUAACUUUCUAUAAACCCAGAGUCUGCCUUCGUAUCUUUGUUGCGGUUUU